AUUUUAACAGGAUGGGGUUUGUGUAAUUACUUACUUAUUGGAUUAUGUGGGCUAUGCACACUAGUUGAAGCUACUGCAGUGCUAAUUAUUUCAAUUACAAUCCCUUUAAUUACUUGCGACCUUUUUCUCAAUAAAAGACAGAUAGUAAUUUUCAAUGCUGUUUUAUCACUAGGUAUGACUCUUGGUGGAUUAUUAUUUGGUACCAUAGCAGACUAUAGUGGACGUAGAAAUUUAAUUCCAAUUUCUAUGGUUAUAAUAUUUUCUGCUUUCCUUGGACUUUCAUUCUCUCAAACUUAUUUUCUGAUAAGCUUUUUUAUUUUCAUGUUGGGCAUUGGAUUAGCAGGAAGUCACCUGGUACUUAGAGUUUAUAUGAUUGAGUGUGUUCCAGCUAACAGAAGAGGCAUUUGUUUGGUUCUUAUUGACCUCCUAUGGUCUAUUGGCUACGUACUGUCCUUAGGUUUAAGUUGGAUUUUAAUUCCAUCAAUAAUUAAAGUACUUAGCAAAGACUUUCGUCCAAAUUCAUGGCGAGUUCUCGUUGGAUUAGGAAGUGCGCCAUGUCUCAUAAUAGCAUAUCUUUCUAAUCUGCUUCCACCGAGUCCAAGAUAUCUUCUUUAUCGCAGACGUCCUCAGCAAGCUUUAAUUGUCUUCCAACAAAUGUUUGCCAUAAAUAAUUCUCAGCACGUUAAUAACUUUCCGUCAUGUAAUUUAAACAAUUGCGUAAGAUCAGAUGAAGACGAUGUUGAUGCAAGAUAUUUUUUUCAAAUUUUACGUGAAUUUAUUUUUAAAAUCUGGAAAAAAAUUAAGCUAAUUUAUUCAAAAAAUUUUAUAAAAUACACUUUUUUAUUUAUUUUUCUCAGACUUUUCCUUUUUCCAGGUCUAGUUCAAAUUACACAAUGGACAGCUUAUUUAUCGGAUGAAACAAAUUAUGCCCCAUCUUCUAACACAACUUGUUCCAUUGAUUUAAGAGAUAUUGGUUUACAAUUUCUAAACAAUUGCCAUGAAGUAAAUCAUGUUCAUUUCAAACAUUCGCUCAUUCUUUCGUCAAGUUUCAUUUUAGGUGAAAGCUUCCUUUCAAUUGCAAUCGAUAGAAUUGGUCGACAACUAUCAAUAGUUGUCUCUGGAUUAAUUGGUGGAAUAUCAAUCCUUGUGGUUAUCUUCGGUUACCAUCAAGAUGCUAAAACGAUUUGGUCAAUUUUAUUUUUAUCGUCCUUUGCAGUCGUUCAUACAACUACAAGUAUUAAACUAUUAGAACAUUAUCCAACAUCUGUAAGAGGAACUAUUUGGGGUUUGACAUUAGUAUUACCGCAUAUAACGUCGUUUUUGAUAUCUUUUCUUGCCAUAAUACCAUGCUGGAUGGUAAUUUACGUUAUGCUUGGUUUACUGAUAGGUGCUGUACUAGCCGUCUUACCAAUUCCAGAUUUAACAAAUUCUCCAAUGAAAGAGUAAUUGGAAGAGAGUCUUUUUGAUAAAUCUUCUUUAGAAAAAAAUUUUUUUUUCAAGAUUUAAA
Messenger RNA from Cotesia glomerata, 1507 nucleotides. RefSeq names its product organic cation/carnitine transporter 7-like. Lineage: Eukaryota; Metazoa; Arthropoda; Insecta; Hymenoptera; Braconidae. The annotation marks the transcript as partial. The record is from RefSeq and is a predicted model, not a curated record. The transcript has 9 exons. Gene Ontology annotation, biological process: transmembrane transport. Gene Ontology annotation, cellular component: membrane. Gene Ontology annotation, molecular function: transmembrane transporter activity.